AUAGAAUCCAUAUCCAGAGGUGAACAGUGAGAAGGUUGCAUAAAUGUUCUUCGCUACCGUCCCAAAACCUCAAACCUCAAACCCGGCCGACAUCAAUGGCUACCCCACAGCGCACCGGUGCAGAUGGAUCGUCGCGUCGUGACGAUGGUGCUCAUAUCCGUGCUGGCGGUCAUGGAUCUUCGCGGCGUCGCGCAGCUCCUGGCUCGUCCGUUCGCAGCGGUGGUAAUGGAUCGUCGGUUCACCCCAAUGGUGCUCCACAAUUCUAUGGUCGCACCGAGGACCGCACAUCCUCCGACCGUUACGCCACAGCUUCUGGAGCAUAUGGCCCUGCCGAUGAUUUUGAAUCGUCGCAUCGUCCCUCGACUUCUCGCGCUUCCGGUCGCAAUGGCGGUGAUUCAUCAUCGACUCGCUACGAUGGUGUGUCGUCGCAUCGUCACCCCACUCAUAACGCUUCGGGUCGCAAUGGCGAUGGUUCAUCGCUUCGCUAUGAUGGUGCCCAUGAAUCCUCUCGUCAAACCGAGUACCGCACAUCCUCCGACCGUUACGCCACAGCUUCUGGAGCAUAUGGCCCUGCCGAUGAUUUUGAAUCGUCGCAUCGUCCCUCGACUUCUCGCGCUUCCGGUCGAAAUGGCGGUGACUCAUCAUCGACUCGCUACGAUGGUGCCCAUGAAUCCCGUGGUCGUACCGGUGGCUAUCCAUCCUCCGGUCGGAACGUCUUCGCUGCCGACGUGUAUGAUCGAGCCAGUGAUCGUGGACGUUCGAGUCGUCACGCCAGAUCUGGGUCCUCUCGUCGCCGUGAUGUGUCUGCACCUGGUCGCCCGGCCCUCCCUCCUGCUGCUCCUCUUGCAAAUCCUCCCCAACAGGUGAGAGGUGUACAUAUACCCGGCUGGCGCGAGCGAGUAUAUGUCCCAGGCUUUCGCCCCUCCGACAACAAAGGCAAAGAAGCCGCGAGGAAGUUCGAUAGUCAAUUUGGCUCGACAGGGUAGACGCUCUAGGUGUGUGCCAUGCAGAGGGUUAUGGUGUUGGAGUUCGAGGGUAGGGUGUGGGUGUCGGUCUGCGCUAUCGCCAUCGCCAUCACUGUCGCCGGUCAUCGAUGAUUGAUGAGGUGUUCUUUUGGG
Tricharina praecox is the source of this 1118-nucleotide messenger RNA. RefSeq lists its product as uncharacterized. NCBI's taxonomy places the organism in Eukaryota, Fungi, Ascomycota, Pezizomycetes, Pezizales, Pyronemataceae. The coding region runs from base 96 to 986 and encodes 296 amino acids. The transcript is spliced from 2 exons. The record is from RefSeq and is a predicted model, not a curated record.